UAAUGACAUAGAACCUGUGCGUAGAAGCUCGUUUUUACUUCGCUUUUGUGGAUAAUCAAAGGUCGCAAUUUAUUGAAGAAAAUGUCGAUGCCACAUAGCAGCUCAAGCACGACAAGCUCUAGCACAAAACGCAAGGAAAUAUACAAAUACCAAGCCCCAUGGCCGCUGUAUUCAAUGAACUGGUCUGUCAGACCAGACAAGAGGUUCAGACUUGCCUUGGGAAGCUUUGUUGAGGAGUAUAAUAAUAAGGUGCAAAUAAUCUCCCUAGACGAGGAGACGAGUGAGUUCAGUGCCAAAAGCACCUUUGAUCAUCCUUACCCCACCACCAAGAUCAUGUGGAUCCCAGAUAGCAAGGGGGUGUAUCCUGAUCUAUUAGCUACAAGUGGUGACUACCUUCGGAUUUGGCACGCCGGUGAACCGUACACCCUUUUUGAAUGUGUCCUUAACAACAACAAGAACUCGGACUUCUGUGCCCCAUUGACAUCAUUUGACUGGAACGAGGUGGACCCCAACCUGAUUGGCACAAGCAGUAUCGACACUACAUGCACCAUUUGGGGGCUGGAGACUGGACAGGUGCUGGGACGAGUUAAUGAGGUUUCUGGACACGUCAAGACGCAGCUUAUUGCUCAUGAUAAGGAGGUGUACGACAUCGCGUUCAGCCGCGCAGGCGGUGGCCGCGACAUGUUCGCCUCGGUGGGCGCGGACGGCUCCGUGCGAAUGUUCGACCUGCGGCACCUUGAGCACUCCACCAUCAUCUACGAGGACCCUGCGCACACGCCGCUGCUUCGCUUAGCAUGGAACAAACAAGACCCCAACUACCUGGCCACCAUCGCCAUGGACGCCUGUGAGGUGAUCAUCCUGGACGUGAGGGUACCGUGCACGCCGGUGGCACGUCUCAACAAUCACCGCGCCUGUGUCAACGGAAUCGCUUGGGCACCACACAGCUCAUGCCACAUUUGCACGGCGGGUGACGACCACCAGGCCUUAAUUUGGGACAUCCAGCAGAUGCCGCGCGCCAUCGAGGACCCCAUCUUGGCCUAUACGGCCGCCGAGGGAGAGGUCAAUCAGAUUCAGUGGGGGGCAACACAACCUGAUUGGAUCGCUAUCUGCUAUAACCGUCAUACGGAAAUACUGCGCGUGUAAGGUGGCACUAACUAGCAGUCAGUCCUAAAUAUACAACCAACUCACGUUCUGCGAGUUUUGUGACCUUAUAUUUGGAACCGACUGUUGAGAAUAUCUCGAACAUAAAUAUUUCCACGGAGUUUGUAAGUGCAGAAUUAUAUACAGCAAAUUAUCGAAAUUUUUUAAUCAUAAUCAUCAAAGUAUAUAAAUAAAGGCACGGAUCUCCUCUAACGAAAGGGGAAAUUAUCACACAAGACUGACCAACUACUAACACAGUAUUGGACAGGAAAUGUAUGUUUUUACUACAUAAUUGAAUAGGACUAUGAAACUAUGUAGUUAUAUGAGUAAUGGUGUUUAUGUAAACCCAUUGUGAAGGUCUCAAAUUAGCGUAAAAUGACGUCUGCAUUUAUGUUUAGCGUGAUUUAAGCCAUCGACUGUUUUAUGAGGGAGCAGGAAAUGACCUCUACUUUUGAUUCUCUUUACUUUUACUACUAAAGUAACCACAAUAUUUGAAACGUGAACGUGCCAGACGUGAACGCCCGUGAUUGGUCAAUAGUUUUCGUUUCCUCCUCCCCUCGGGACAUAUGAAGGCGAUGAUUGGUUGAAAGCGUUCACACAUUUGUGCACUCAAGUUAGCAAUCUCGUAAAAUAUGACUCUGCCGCCCUUUACUGUGGAGUAAUCCAAAUUUAGGAAUGUUGUAAUCCCUUUUGUAUUAAGCAAUAACCUAAAUGUAGGCCUUUAGCAAAACUAUUCAAAAAGUGAUAAACGGAUUCAUUCAAUAUUUAAUUGAAGACCAAAGCAAUUUAUAGUUAGUUGUGAAUUUUAUUUUGGUAGCCAUUUUGUACAUGCCCUUCGUGCUCAUGACAAUUUUGCUACUGAAAUACUAUAAUUGUAUAUACAGCAAUUAUUCUGUG
Hyposmocoma kahamanoa is the source of this 2037-nucleotide messenger RNA. It is a transcript of the gene wap, whose product is annotated as DDB1- and CUL4-associated factor 7. Lineage: Eukaryota; Metazoa; Arthropoda; Insecta; Lepidoptera; Cosmopterigidae. The record is from RefSeq and is a predicted model, not a curated record. Gene Ontology annotation, molecular function: protein binding. The coding region runs from base 82 to 1143 and encodes 353 amino acids. The transcript is spliced from 8 exons. Gene Ontology annotation, cellular component: nucleus.